Messenger RNA from Owenia fusiformis, 2258 nucleotides. The record is from the annotation of a GenBank genome assembly. Lineage: Eukaryota; Metazoa; Annelida; Polychaeta; Sabellida; Oweniidae.
CGAUGCGACAUUUCUAGUUUUAGAUGGCUAACUUUGAGCAAUAAUACAUGUUUAUCAGUUUUAAUUGGCGUUAAUUUACGGAAACGGAUCGCUUAUCAGUAGAGAGGCAAAUCGUCCCAGGAAUCAAAGUGACGAAUCGGAUAUAUCCUAGUUUAUUGCCAUUAAUACCUGCAAUUAAAACGAUAAGUUGAUUAGAAAUAACAACAAACACUUAUCUCCGUAAAUUUCCAGAAUUUUCAUCAAGCAAAUGGACAAUUGGAUACGAGGAUAAUAUUUUAUGAGAAAUCAGUUUCAUCAACCAAAUGGACGAUUGAAUACUAGGAAAAUUUAUGAGAUUUAACUUUUAAGACUUAUCUGACAUAAUUACAAAAGUAAUCGUCGUGUUGUUUUGUCGUCACGCUUCUGUGGAAACCAUCACGUACGCUUCCUAUAUGUGGGCAAAACACAUUAUUUAGAUGGUAUCAAACCGUAUCUCAACACAUUAUUUCAGCAUUUAGUAGAGGUUAAAUAUACCCUAAGGAAACGUUUUUUGUUUCGAAUGACUUUUUAGCGUGUUGACUAAGAAACCCAGUGGUGGGAAAAACCCAUAUAGGCUCUAUAAACUCGACCAACCCAGACCAACCACAUAGUAAGAAACUCGAAAUAUUUCGGCAAAUCUGAUGGGGUUUUCUCUUGCUAGCUAGAUUACAGUGUAUGUUUCUAAAGCCACCAUCUGCGUAGCACACUUACAGGGUGGUAGCUAGUUUCAAACAGAGAUCGCUAAGGAUUAGACGCUCCAUCGCUCAGCGGGAUAACUCAAAUAUAUACCUUAUUUAGGAUGUAUUACUAUAGAACAAUGCAGAAGAAACACCUGUAUACCUUACUGAUGUUCAUGUUACUCUUGGAAGAAUGUUAUGCUGCAGCGGGAAUAAAAUGGCUGGCUCUUGGAUUAUCACAGACCAUACCACGUAUACAAGAUGAAACAAUUUGUGAUAAACUAACUGGACUAGUGAAGAAACAAAAACACAUCUGCAGACAACAAAUAGAGGUGAUGGACAGCGUCAAACUCGGAGCGUCCAUGGCUAUUAAAGAAUGCCAGUUCCAGUUCAGAAAUAGACGCUGGAACUGCAGUACCGUGGACCCCGUAUCUGUCUUCGGUAAUAUUUUGAAUCAAGGUACUAGAGAAGUUGCCUUUGUGCAUUCAAUAUCGUCUGCAGGCGUCUCACAUACCGUCACCCGAGCUUGCAGUUCCGCGAAGCUUACGAAAUGCGGAUGUGACCGGACGGUUAGGGGACGGAGUUCCAAGGGAUUUGAUUGGGCUGGAUGCUCGGAUAACAUCGCAUACGGAAAUGCAUUCUCCAAGACGUUUGUAGACGCUAGAGAGCGGGGGAGAAAGGGGGAUGGGGGAAGAUCGUUGAUGAACUUACACAAUAAUGAGGCUGGUAGACAAGUUAUAGACGACAACAUGCGUGUGGAGUGUAAAUGUCACGGCGUUUCGGGUACAUGCGAGCUGAAAACCUGCUGGAGGGCAAUGCCCACUUUUAGAACUGUGGGUGAAAAGCUGAAGGAGAAAUUUGAUGGCGCAACAGAGGUUGAACAAAGACGGAUUGGAACACGAAGACAGCUUCUACCUAAAAAUCCCCAGUUCAAACCUCAUACAGGUUCCGACCUGGUGUAUUUAGUCCCAUCUCCUGAUUAUUGUGAGAUGGACCCACAUACAGGGUCAAUAGGGACAAGCGGACGGUUGUGCAGUAAAGCAUCUAAAGCUAUAGACGGUUGUGACUUAAUGUGUUGCGGAAGGGGGUUCACUACACGUGUUAAAACAGUGACUGAGAGAUGCAUGUGCAAGUUUCAUUGGUGUUGUUAUGUGAAAUGUAAGGAAUGCCAGAGAGAAGUAGAGGAACACACGUGUUUAUGAAAAACGUGAAAUUCAUCCACUUAUCCAUCCUCAUUCCAUACAUCUAGACAGAGAUUACCCUGCGACCGAUAGAGCACACACGCUAUGCAAACUGACGAAAAACAACAGACAUUGGUGCCACGUGGCUGGUGCUGACUGCUGAUCGUGCCCAACAUAUCAGUAGUCAGUGACGAAUUAUUUAAGUAUACUCCAAAAGUGCCUGCAAAGUACGACAUGUCGUUUGAUGUCGACUGAAAAAAUAUUUGCGACGAAGAACUGCUGACUCGACGACCUUUUAAUAAUACCAUCAUCGUACGUGUACGUCCAGAAAAAUGUCAUUAUCUUCGAGAACCAAAUACGCAGUCUCAAAUACGUAACAUUA